Molecule: messenger RNA, 4767 nt
Organism: Leopardus geoffroyi (Geoffroy's cat)
Lineage: Eukaryota; Metazoa; Chordata; Mammalia; Carnivora; Felidae
Gene: ZNF25
Product: zinc finger protein 25
Exons: 6
Coding region: 1245-2600 (451 amino acids)
Biological process (GO): regulation of DNA-templated transcription
Source: RefSeq, a predicted model, not a curated record
GUACAAUAAUUGUCCCUAAGCAUAACUGUGGAGUGUAAUGGACCUAACCUAGUGUUCAAUUAACAAAAAUUCUUGAGGUUUCCUCAGAACCCUUGUGUCAAAAGGAUAAUUGAGGCCCUUCCCUCAUUCUCCAACCUAUUUGUAUUCUCAGAGGACUGUUACACAUGUAAAUUGAGCCCUGAAUCUUACGUGUUAUUGGAGAAGCUGGGAAUCCUCUCCAAGCCGGAGACUACUUUCUAGAGGGGGAAUGGGACACACUUUGUUAAAAAGACAAAAACUGGAAUUUCAUCCUUGCUCCGUGUUAUUAAGGUGCUAUCAUAAUGCCUCUGGCUGGUGUAUCUGGGCUUAUUAUUAGGCAUUUUGUAAGCAUCAGGCCAUCGGGAAGAGCUUUCUGCUAUCUCAGCAUUAUGGCAUCUAGUUACCUUUUGCUUACCUACAUCAAGGGCCUGUUCUGGGAUUUAUGGUGUCAAAUUGUUAUUUUAGAAGUUAGAUUUGUGUCCCUGUCAUCAUUCUUCGAGGCCUAAUUAAAUUUUACCCUUGGCCCAGCCCAGGCUUGGAGGGGACAGUGAAUUCCAGGGUACUGUCGGGAUUUGUGGCACUGAGUGAAAAUUUACAGAAUCAAAAUGGUACAUGAAAGUUUCAAAAUUAGAUCUAAUUCCUCCUCACGUUAAAUAUAAUACCACUGAAACGAAGUCACUAGGUUUGUUAAUGCCAGAGACUAGCACGGAACCAAAGUCUCCAGGUCCACUGCACCAUGCUUAAGUCAAAACUGGUGUCUUAGAGAAGUGAUUUUUGAGAAACUGCAAUUUAGGGAGAAGAGACAUGUUAAUUUUUGAGAGCUCUGAAGACUUUCUAACUUCGUGGGGUUUAUAAUGUUAAUAGGAACAAUUGUUAUGUAACAAACACUUCUUUAUCAGUGCUUUUCAACAUCAUUUGUAAUGCCAGCAUAGGGAUCCACACUUUGGAUAUGUGUUACACAUUUCGCCUAACUUGCUCUUAUUGGAUGUUUAAGUUUUCAAUUCUUUUGUAUUAUUUAGUAAAUGGGUACAUAAUUUGCAAAACAGCUAGUAGGAAAGAAAUGUUUAGAUUCACUCAAAAAUUUCCCAGAUUCAUCCAGGUUGUAUCAGAGUCACCAAUGGACAGGUGAUUCCUGAGCGGCAAGAUAAGGUCUCUUAAGACUUCUGUCUUCCACCUUUCCCUGUUCUGGCUUCAUAGUUUCUAUCCUUUCCCAAGAGCAGCAGAAAAUGAACAAGUAUCAGGGACCUGUAACAUUCAAGGAUGUUAUUGUGGAAUUCACCCGGGAGGAGUGGCAGUUACUGGACGCUGCUCAGAGGACCCUGUACAAGGAAGUGAUGCGGGAGAACUAUGGUCACCUAGUCUCAGUGGGUUACUGUGUGAAUAAGGCAAAUGCAGUCUUCAAGCUGAAGCAAGGAAAAGAACCGUGGAUACUGGAGGUGGAAUUUCCACGUCGGAACUACCCAGAAGACCUUUGGAAGAUUCAUGACUUAGGAGCAAGAUCCCAGGGAAGCCAAGCUGAAAAUUCAAGGAAUGGAGAACUCACAAAACACCAGCAAACUCCUGCCAGAGAGAAAAUCUAUAAAUGUAGUGAAUGUGGAACGUCCUUCUGCCAGAAGUCUAUCCUCCUAAUACAUCAGCAUACUCACUCAAAGGACAAACCCAGGGAAUGUGGGACAUCGGUCCCUAGGAAUGGAGACCUCACAAGACAACAGAAAGGUCAAGCCAGAGAGAAAACCUAUGAAUGUAAAGAAUGUACGAAAACCUUCUACCACCUGUCCUCUCUUAGUAGACACUUGAGAACUCAUGCAGGGGAGAAACCCUACGAAUGCAAUCAGUGUGAGAAAUCCUUCUACCAGAAGCCACACCUUGUGGAACAUCAGAAAACACACACAGGAGAGAAACCCUAUGAGUGUAAUGAGUGUGGGAAGUUCUUCUAUGUUAAGGCAUACCUCAUGGUACAUCAGAAAACACACACGGGGGAGAAGCCGUACGAAUGUAAGGAAUGUAGGAAAUCCUUUUCCCAGAAAUCACACCUCACAGUACAUCAGAGGACACACACAGGGGAGAAACCCUAUAAAUGUAAGGAAUGUGGGAAAUUCUUUUCUAGAAAUUCACACCUCAAAACUCAUCAGAGAACUCACACAGGAGAGAAACCCUAUGAAUGUAAGGAGUGUGGCAAGUGUUUCUACCAGAAGUCAGCCCUCACGGUGCACCAGCGAACUCACACAGGGGAGAAGCCCUUUGAAUGUAAUAAAUGUGGAAAAAACUUUUACUAUAAAUCAGACCUCACUAAACACCAGAGAAAACACACAGGGGAGAAGCCUUAUGAAUGUCAAGAAUGCGGUAAAUCCUUCUCUGUGAAUUCAGUCCUCAGAUUACAUCAAAGGACUCACACAGGAGAGAAACCCUAUGAAUGUAAGGAGUGUGGGAAAUCCUUCUCUCAGAAGUCACAUUUUAUCAUCCAUCAGAGAAAACACACAGGGGAGAAACCCUAUGAAUGUCAGGAGUGUAGGAAAACUUUUAUCCAGAAAUCAAAACUCACUGCCCAUCAGAAGACACACACAGAGGAAAAAAGCUUAUAAACAGUAUGAAUUGGGAACUUUUUUCUGAGUUCAUCCUUCAGAAUAACCAGAUAAUUCACACAAGGCCAAAAAACUUAGGAAUAUCAUCUAUAUGGGAAAGUUUCAGUCAUAAGAGUUUUUCUUGACAGCAAAUACACAAAAAUUCUUUGAAUCUAGAGGAAGAAAUUUUUACCAUAUGUUAGACUUUAGUGUCAGACACUCUACAAAUUGUAAAGCGUGAGAGAGACCAUUCUUUUAGAAGUCACAGUAUACUGCACAACACAGAAAUCACAUGAGAGAAGAACAAAUAAAAAAAACGAAGGUCAGGAAGUUUCUGGUCAGGGCAGCCAUCCCUAGAUAUCCCAAAGCUCACGUGAAUGAGAGCCUCCUAUCUGUGUCCAUCCUGAGCUUCAGAAAUACUUUACAACAGGUGGACUCCGAACGCUCAAAGGGGUGACUAGAUGUCGAAACAGAUCCAGAAGCCCUUCUUGAGAAGUGACGUCUCUGUGACCUUCAGAUGAGCGAUGCCAGGAUAGAACCAUCGCAGACAUCUCAAAUACGUCAAUUUCCUGACAAAAACUCAGUAUCCGUAUUGAGUGGGAGUGACAGUUACGCCAGAAGUCAUGUUGCAGCGACUGGAUUGUGAGGGUCGGGUUAUUUUUUUCUUUGAAGAAACCUGCAAAUGUCUAGAUAGAUAGAUAGAUGAAGCUUUUUAAAAAGCACAAACCCAUUGAGAAGCCAGGCGACAUCCUUAAACUCACGUGAAAAGUCCUUGAGUGGAGCUGACGUGUGUCUGUGUGCUGCUAGGCCGAUCACAGAUGUCUGUGCGUACACGGAUCCCAUCCGUAAGUGUACACAGGAAAAUCCGUAACCUCAGCUCCGCAGCUCUCACGUGCGUGAGGAGAUCCCACGUCAACCCUCAGCAUCGACUCCUGUUGUUCCAGUGUGUAUUUUAAGUGUACUGUUCUUUUAAAAUUUAAUGCAUCUCUAUUUCCUGGCAUUUUUAAGUGAAUUCAGAUGUUCCUGAACUGAUCCUUCAGAAAGAAGCUAAAAGUCUUUUUGUAAAAUUCUCCAGCUGUCUCGUGGUCAGCCAAAUUUUGCAUUAGGGACACAUUUAUUCCUAAGAAAAAACAGCUGAUGGAAACAGUCUGUAUGAUAAACAGUGCUGUGUGAAGAAGGAGUGUCUGUCCCACUGCUGACGUUUUAGGAGGGUGCAGAGGUAUCUGCAGGAGAAUUUUGUGUGAGGAAGGAUGUUCUUCACACAACAUGGCAGCGGUUAAGAGUGUGGACUCUGGACUCCCACUGCCAAGGCUCAGAUCCCAUGGGGCAUGCCACUUACCCUCUCUGUGCCUCGGUUUCCUUUUCUAUAAGAGAAGUGAGAAUGUUAGAAUUGCUUGGAGGUAUGAGUUAAUAUUUUUAAAGCACUUAGAAUAGCGUCUGAGAGACGAGAAAAGCGUACGUUGGCUACGACUAUCACUAUAAUUGUAUUUCUUGAAUGAUGCUGGAAAACAAAAAGGUUGGCUCCCAGCAUUCAUCACUCACUUUCUUGCUGUAGUGCCUUGCUUUGGCUUGGUUGUGCAUUUUCCUACGAAUGAUUCAGAUACUCACGUGUGACCCGCUGCCUGUCUUUGUAGCCUUACAAGCCAACAGUGGUUUUACAUUUCUAAAUGGUUGAAAAAAAAAAAAAAAAAAAGAAUAUUUUGUGACAUGUGCCGAUUAUAUUCAGAUUUGUGUCCAUAAAUAAAGUUUUACUGGAACACUAAUAAAGUAAUAAAACAGAGACCGCAGUCUCUGUUCUGCCUGAGGCUGCCUUCAGCACUGUAAGAACAGAGUUGAGUAGUUCUGACGGGAGACCAUAUGGCUCACAGAGCCUAAGACAGUUACUGUCUGGCACUUUACAAAGUCAAGUUUUUCUGUUACUUAGGACUGAAGACAUCACAAUCAAUGUAUACAGUGUACUUUUAUAUAUGCUACAUGUUCCAGGAGUGAUGCACACAGCAGUUUGUGGGUGGGUGGUUUUUGUGGUAUAUUUAUUUUGUACAUUGUAUUUAUAUGUUAAAAGCCUAAGCAUUAGAAUUUUUUUUCAAAGAAAUGUGUUUUACUGGUUGAACUGUCAUAAAAUGCAAACAUCUUCUGAUGGAAUGUAGCACUACGUGUAUGAAAUAAACAUUGUCUGAAUUAAACAGAA